AUGAACCGUCCGAGGAUCUCAAUAGAGAUGGAAAUGUCGCCGAACACCUACCACUUUUCCUCUGCUAGGCCGCCAACCCUCAGCUUUACUCUGACACCCCAUGCAUCACAAUGUCUGACUAUUCUCGUACCGCACAGUUCGCCUUUGGCUACCGGUCGAUCGAUGAACACUGGGGGCUACCCAAUUUCUGACCUGAGCACUUCGCCCCCCACCACGGUCAAGAUCGGAGACAUGACUGGCUAUAUCUCGGUUCCCGCCUCACCCAAUGAAAUGAUUGUACUACAGCCUGGACAGCGGUCGAAGAAGUUUCAAGUGGCGUUCAACCGCGGGGCAUCCUAUGAGCCAUCCUUCCGCCCGCAGCCGUGGCACAUUGUACGUAAUGGCAGGCUAUUGGAUCAAGACGGAAAAGAAACGUCCAUCAGAAGACCGAGCGUGGUGCACGGUGUGGAUGGUCUGGAAGCGGGAAAGACGUACAAGACGACUAUGGCGAUAGACAAAUUAGAAAAGACACCUUGGUGGUGGGGGGAUGAGAAGGAUGAGCCGGAUCGGAAGGAUUUGGGUAGUAAGGUUGGAGGAAUCGAAUGGGAAAUAGUAAAUGGCGGCGUAGAGUUUCGGGUGGAGGAGUGA
This is a messenger RNA of Didymosphaeria variabile, 627 nucleotides long. RefSeq lists its product as uncharacterized. The record is from RefSeq and is a predicted model, not a curated record. The coding region runs from base 1 to 627 and encodes 208 amino acids. The transcript has a single exon. NCBI's taxonomy places the organism in Eukaryota, Fungi, Ascomycota, Dothideomycetes, Pleosporales, Didymosphaeriaceae.